UACACCGUACACGAUUCUACCAUCAGUUUUAUUUUUAUACAAGGAAAAUGCCAAAAAUUCCAAAAUGGCUUUUAGUUUGAUUAACGGAAACCUGCAUAUGUUUAUUCGAUAAUUUUUUGAAAUUGAUUUGUAAGAUUGUAAGAGGGUCCUCAAUUUGAAUUUUGACGCAAUUGCAGUAUUGAAAAUAUCGACGUAUGACUCCAUGGAUCCAGAUAAAGUGAUCAGGUUUCGAGAUUGUACAAUUUUACGAAAUGGAUCUUUAAUUAAGGAAGAUCUGUGGAUCCGAAAUGGAAAAAUUCUGGACCCCGAACCGCUUUUCUUUGAUGAACAACGUUCUGCAGAUAUUAAUGUUUAUUGUCCGUUUAUAAUUUCUCCUGGUUUCAUCGAAACGCAGAUAAACGGUGCUUUUGGAGUGGAUUUUACGAGCUGCACUGCAGACAAUAUCAAAGCUGGUCUGGAUUUAGUCAGAAAAGGAAUUCUUCGGCAUGGCGUUACCUCAUUCUGUCCCACCGUUAUCACCUCUUCGCCUGACAACUAUCACCAGAUUCUUCCGCACAUUAAAAGAGAUCCUGGAGGCCCCCAUGGAGCUGAAAUUCUUGGUUUACAUUUAGAAGGACCUUUCAUAAAUGUGAGCAAAAAAGGAGCUCAUCGAUCGGAAUUUAUCCAGAGCGAAAUGCUUGACGGCAUGGGCUACGUCGAAGCUGUAUAUGGGAAUCUCAGUAACGUUUCAAUUAUUACCAUGGCUCCUGAAUUAAAUGGCGCCUUGAAAACGAUUGAACAGCUGGCUCAAAAAGGAAUCGUUGUUUCUCUAGGACAUUCAGGAGCGAACAUCGAAUUGGCGGAAGAGGCUGUCCAUCGCGGCGCAUCAUCGAUGACCCAUUUGUUCAAUGCUAUGCCACCCUUUCAUCACCGUGAUCCCGGUAUGAUUGGAUUGAUUGCUCAGUCGGCAACCGGGGCGGUUCCCCAAGUAUUUUACGGCAUGAUUCCUGAUGGUAUUCACACUCACGCGGCUUCCUUAAAAAUCGCAUAUCGCACACAUCCGAGAGGUGUCGUACUGGUUACUGAUGGAAUCUCCGCCAUGGGGCUUAGUGAAGGAUUCCAUUUAUUGGGAGGAUCGAAACUUCAUAUUUCUGGAAAUCGUGCAGUUAUAGCUGGGACGGAGACUCUUUGUGGUAGUAUUGCGACGAUGGAUCGUUGCAUACGCUACUUUUUGAAAGCUACAGAUUGCACCGUUGAACAAGCAUUGGAAAGCGCUACGCUUCACCCUGCUCAAAUGCUUCAUAUCGAGCAUCGAAAGGGAACACUGAGUUUUGGCAGCGAUGCUGAUUUUGUCGUUCUGGAUAAUCAGCUCUCUGUUUUGGCUACUUUUAUUGCCGGAGAGUGUGUUUGGCAAGGUGAUACCUUCCCUUCUCCAGUUCUUCCAUUCCCGAUUAUCGCGUGAUGAGAUCGAUCCGGAUAGCAAGCUGCACUAACGUCCAGAUAUAAAUAUUUACAUCUUGCAUAUUGUCAGACCGGUGCUUUUUUGCGCUUUCCCGUUUGUGAUGGCCAUUUGCCGAAUUUUUCUAAGAGAUCUGUUCGUUUUAUUUACUGAAGUUGUCUUGCGACUAUGUAAUCAACCAAGAUGUUCAGGUGAUUUUUAUACCUUUUUUGCAGUGUUAGUUUUGCACUUUGUGGUAUCAGAGUUUGACGCCUAAUUUUUCCAACUUCUGCACGCGUACUUAAUGGCUCUAGAAUUUAGAAUAUCUUACUGUAAAAUGAUUACUUAUUA
This is a messenger RNA of Paramacrobiotus metropolitanus, 1768 nucleotides long. RefSeq names its product N-acetylglucosamine-6-phosphate deacetylase-like. Lineage: Eukaryota; Metazoa; Tardigrada; Eutardigrada; Parachela; Macrobiotidae. Gene Ontology annotation, molecular function: N-acetylglucosamine-6-phosphate deacetylase activity. Bases 203 to 1441 code for a protein of 412 amino acids. The record is from RefSeq and is a predicted model, not a curated record. Gene Ontology annotation, biological process: N-acetylglucosamine catabolic process. The transcript is spliced from 8 exons.